AUGUCCGAGGCCGCUAUCGAUACGAUUGAACGAGGGGCCUUCCAGCGGACUCCACAAAUCCAAGCUAUUGUGCUGAACAAGAAUCGCCUCUCACAGUACGUCGUAUUUCUCGGUCAAUCGCUACAGUUCUUCCGUGGCUGUCUGUUUUGUUGUUUGUUGGUAGCCCUCACGCGAGAGCUAUUUGCUCUGGCUAUGCGAUCGCUGUGA
Molecule: messenger RNA, 207 nt
Organism: Cylicostephanus goldi
Lineage: Eukaryota; Metazoa; Nematoda; Chromadorea; Rhabditida; Strongylidae
Source: the annotation of a GenBank genome assembly